CUGAAGAGUAACUUCAGCGUAAGAUUAAGCUCUGUCAUAGAAGACAGACGGAUCGACCGCUGAUAACGUAUAAAAAACGACGGAGUGAUGCUCAGAACUUACUGCGAUCCGAGUUUGCAUAGACAUAGAUUCAGGUUUUUAGAGUUUUUUUAUUUUUAUAAUUAUUACUAACCUGUUAUAGGAGUACUUUUAACUAAAAUAGAUGUUCUCGGAACAACAGCAUUCAACACCAUACAAAGUUUGCAAAAGUAUGGCUAUGUUCGUAAAAACAGGGUCGGACUAAUUGCGAACCUAAUUUCCAAGCGCGUCUGUUUCCCCAGUCCGAGCGAUAUCCUCCUGGAACAUGACAUGCAGCGGUGUUAUUUUGCGCUGUGAAAAGAGUAAGACAGUGUUAUCCUCUGUUUUGAUUUUCAUUUUAACUUUAAGUUUAAUUAGAGCGAAUUGUUUUAGGUGCAAUGCGCGGACGAAUGGGAAGAAGUACGUUUCUUUUGACGCUUUUGACUACUUUUAGCGGCAUUGUCAACUCAACAUACGGAACAUGGAAGAGCAGCUUUCAUUCAAAUCGUGUGAACAACGUGGAAAAGCCGUCAUCUCAGCCGCACAUCGUCUUUAUUAUGGUCGAUGACCAAGGAUUUCGCGACGUGGGGUAUCAUGGGUCUGAAAUAAAGACCCCAACACUGGACAGACUCGCUGCAGCAGGAGUCAAACUGGAGAAUUACUAUGUUCAGCCUCUGUGUAGCCCCUCAAGGAGCCAACUGAUGACCGGCAGAUAUCAAAUCCACACUGGCCUCCAGCAUUCCAUCAUCCGACCCAGUCAGCCAAAUUGCCUCCCUUUGGAGAACAUCACCCUUCCUCAGAAACUGAAGAACGCUGGGUACUCUACUCAUAUGGUGGGGAAGUGGCACCUUGGCUUCUAUAAACGUGGCUGUAUGCCUACACAGCGUGGCUUUGAUACCUUCUUUGGCUCUUUGUUGGGUAGCGGUGACUACUACAGCCAUUACAAAUGUGACAGCCCAGGAAUGUGUGGGUACGAUCUUCAUGAGGGGGAAGAAGCUGCCUGGGAGCAGGACCAUGGCAUCUAUUCCACCAUCAUGUAUACUCAAAAGGCAAUAAACAUCCUGGCCUCUCAUAAUCCUAAACGUCCCAUCUUCCUUUACUUGGCCUACCAGGCUGUACACUCACCCUUGCAGGUUCCUGCCCGUUACCUUGAACGCUAUAAGUCAAUCCCAAACUUGCAUCGCCGCAAGUAUGCUGCAAUGGUCAGCUGCUUGGAUGAGGCAGUACGCAAUCUAACUCUUGCUCUCAAGCAGUAUGGCUAUUAUGACAACAUGGUUAUGGUGUACUCCUCAGACAAUGGAGGUCAACCAAUGGCAGGAGGCAGCAACUGGCCACUAAGAGGCAGUAAAGGAACUUACUGGGAAGGAGGAAUACGAGCGGUAGGGUUUGUACACAGCCCUUUACUGGUCAAAAAGGGAACUAGAAGCAGGGCUCUGAUCCAUAUUACUGAUUGGUACCCAACACUGGUGAUGCUUGGUGAAGGUACUCUAGAUGAAAACCAGAACCUUGAUGGUUAUGAUGUCUGGGAAGCAAUCAGUGAGGGACGUCGCUCACCUCGACUGGAUAUUCUCCACAACAUAGACCCUGUCUACACCAAAGCCAAGAAUGGCUCUUGGAAAGCAGGCUAUGGAAUCUGGAACACGGCCAUCCAGGCAGCACUGCGUGUAGGUGACUGGAAGCUCCUGACUGGUGUGCCAGGAUAUAGUGACUGGAUUCCACCGCAGACUUUCUCCAAACUGCUGUUAGCCAAUCGUUGGCACAAUGAACGUGUGAACUGGGAUCGAGGCAAAUCUAUAUGGCUCUUCAACAUUACAGCUGAUCCGUAUGAACGAGUGGACCUUUCUCGACGAUACCCACAUGUGGUGAAGAAGAUGCUAAUCAGGCUUCUUCGGUACAACAAAACAGCUGUGCCAUGCCGCUACCCUCCCAAAGACUAUCGCUCCAAUCCUCAGUAUAAUGGGGGGGUCUGGGGUCCCUGGUACACAAAUGAUGAUGAAGAUGAGGAUGAUAACCUUCUCUCAUAUGAUUUGGAACAGAUGAAGAGUUGGAAGAAAGCAAAACGAAGAGGAAAAUUCAAAAGAAAGACCUAAGGUCUAUAGAAGUUUAUGUUGUCUCCCAUUUUGACUUUUGUGGUACCUUUUGUGGUAUGAACUCAGGGAUGACUGUAGUCUUUAACUUCCAGCACAGUCAUUUUCACUGAUUUAUAGAUUUACCUCCAAUUUCAAUUUAAACGUCAGUAGUGUGUAAUUUAAAUAUUUUCUAUUCCAGUUCAAUGUGCAGAGAACUAUAGGUGAUUCAUUCAACUUUUGUCUCAAACAAUGCUGCAAGUUUGGGUAAGGACAACUAGUGGCAGAUGAGAAAAGUGGAAGAACUCUGGUGCUACUAAAACCACAAAAAUGACAAGCCUUCAAUGAAAAUGAAGAAAAUAAAAUAAAAUGCAUGAUGAGGAAGGAAAUCACUUGAAUUCCUACUGUACGUCUUACAGCUUGAAUAAAUAAAAAACUAAAAAAACUUUUUGGGUUGCAUAAGAAAGUUAAAUGAAAUUAAUUAUUGGCAAAAAUUUGAAUUCUAUUACUGUAUAUAUGUCUUAUUUGAUGUUUUGCCUGGUCUGGCACCAGUGAAACUUGAAUUUAAGAUCAAUACAUCUUUUUCUUAUCCUCCUGUUUUCUCUAAAUUUUGCUGUGUGUUACAUUUCAAGUAUCAUUAUGCUUAACUUGCUUAACAUACCACUAAUAUUUUAGUAUGUACCGUUUUACAAUACAUAGUGUAUUCAACCAAUAAGUACACAUACUAAAAUACACUCAAGCAGUCAUUUUUUUCCUCUUGCAGUAGUUUGAAAAAAUGAAGAAUUUCUGUCAUUUGAAUGACUGUAAGUCAAUACUAAACGUUUCUGCAAAAUUGAUUGUCCUCAGCAGGGAUUUUAGAUUUAGUCUGACAAUUUAAAAAAUACAAUAAUGAAAUGAAUAUGGGCUCAACAUAUUAUUAAAAAGAAAUAAAUAAAGAAAAGUAUUGAUUUUUUUCAUCCUUUGGUACUAUUUUUCAAGGUAUAAACAAAUACUUUGUACACUUACAAAAGCAACGAGCAAAUUUUGUCAUUAACUUUGUUUCAAUAUCUGUGCCAUUGCAAUGGUUUGUCCUGCCAAAAGUUAAAUCUCUUUGGUGCACAAUCACUUUCCACAUAGCUGUAUGAUAAGCAACAAAUACAUAUUGUAUAUUACUGUGCCAUGUCACACAGCAGUUUCACAUUCAUUUUGCAUGGUCUAAUUGCUUGUUACUUGAAUCUUGUUGCAUUGUGCCUGUUUAGGACAUGGUAUAUUACUUUCCUGCAGUCCAUGUUUUACUGAGAUUGUUACAGUGACUUUCAGCUGUGUGGUUAUGUCAGUCAGUAAGCCAGAUGCAUAUGAAGCUCAGAACAUUCCAAAAAACAGAAAAAAAAAAAUGAACAUGAGUUUUAUUGUUUGGUGCUACCCUAGAGCGUAACAAAAUGACGCAGCUGGAUUAUGUAAUCUGGACCAUUUCCUUGAGAACAAUCCAAUGUCCCUGGCCAAUACGCCACAGCUGUCUUCAUAAAACUCAUGUGAAGCAAAGCUGGAACAGAUUACAAUUCCCCACAUUUAAUGUACCAAAUAACUAGCAGAAUGACACCCUACCAACUUCAUAUGUCAACAGGAGGUAUUAAGCUUGCCUGCAGGGCUGGAUCUCUUGGCAGUGUUUUGCAUUCCUUGAGGCUGAGCUAUUCCAUUUUUUUUGUAGGUAUGCUGUUGGUUGGUUCACAUUUGUCUAUGCUGUCACUGGACUGUUAUACCUUGUUAGAGGAGACACUUUCUGUAUUGCAUAAUGUGCCCACAUAGUAAAAUUCAUAGGCAUAGUUCUAAGACAUGUACUGUUUUAAUUAUACCUACCACAAUAUUUACUAAUGGAAAUAGAAUAAUUAUCCACUGGCAAAGCUCUCAGUUGAUUUGGAAAAUGUUCCACAAACAAAAUGUUAAUGGGCCAUAGUUACCGGAUGAUAAGGUUAAUCGCAAAAUGCCUGGCUAAUACAGGAUAUGUUGGUAGGUAUAUAUAAGCUAUGUAUUGAUUUUGAUGUACAUAAACGUCUAUGAUAGGAUAUGAAGGUGUAUUAUGUGUAUUUGUGUGUGUGUAUGUAAAAGUCCUUCAUCUUUAUACAUUAUAGCUUUGAUAAAGUUUGUUGGCUUGCAUAUUUGCAUAAACUCCUGUUUCCUGUAAUGGCCAGUUUAGCCAAGCAUGACUGGAACUCUUUCUGGCAACCAGCAAAGGUUCGGCAGGUUCAUAUUUUUACACCGUAUCUCCUUUAUCCCUGUCUUUUCUCUUAAAAAGCUGCUCUUUUUAUUUUGGUCUCUCUCAUUCAAGUUCUAUUACUACCUCUCAAUCUUUUGUUUUUCCCUCAAAAUUCUUGUAAAAACAUGCAUAUGCAAAUAUUAGUAUUUAUUUUAUGGCCAUAUAUAACUUGCACCCACCCUG
Cyprinus carpio (common carp) is the source of this 4539-nucleotide messenger RNA. RefSeq names its product arylsulfatase family, member J (gene arsj). The record is from RefSeq and is a predicted model, not a curated record. NCBI's taxonomy places the organism in Eukaryota, Metazoa, Chordata, Actinopteri, Cypriniformes, Cyprinidae.